AGGAGAGGAAAGGCGUUCUUGGAAGCAGGGAAGAGGGAGGAAAAUAACACGGCCUCUUCUCAGGGGACAUGUGUGUCACAUUCUGGCCAAGACAUCUAUUGGGACAGUCCCAUGACACUAACGCCUGAGUUUUCAUUGGAACAUUUACAAAGUAUGCAAAAUGAUCAAACUGCUACACACUAGAGAUGGGUAGAAGUGGAUAAUCUUCUAACUGAUUAUAUUUCAUCUUGAUCAGUGAUUUUUUAAAAUGCUAUCCACGGACAUGAGCACUGUUGUCAGCAUUCGUUUGUUUCUUCAGCACCGCAUGUGAAGAUCCCUUUGUUCGCCUGCUGAAAGAGUAUUCGGAAUUGUCUCUAUAAAAAAAGAUCAAACUCUGCAGGGAUAAUCGUGAAAAUGCCAUAAUAAGUAUCCAUUUCAAGUCAGAAUUUCUUUUCCUUUUUGUACAAAAUUGUCACGCAAAAGUCCAGGACAGGGUGCCACUCUCAGUCUUCAAAGAGAAAGAUAAGAAAAUCCUGGAUUUUCAAAGUCCCUUUGAAGGCUUUUAAGAACAGCCGCUGAUUAAUAUUCCUAAAGAAAAUGAAGAUAAUUAUAUAUUUUUGCAUUUGGGCAAUAGCAUGGGCCAUUCCAGUUCCUCAAAUCAAGCCAUUGGAGAGGCAUGCCAUUGACAAAAGUGUGAACUUAAAUCUUCUAGCAAAAUCGAAAGCGCCAGUACAGGAUGAGUUAAAUGCCAAUGAUACCACCAAAGGAAGUGGCAUCCCCAUGCAUGACCAUGACAUAGGAAGGCAGCAGGAUACCAAAGAUGGUUACAAAGGAGAGAGAAAUGGCUCUGAGUGGGCAGACGUGGGAGGGAACAGUUCUUCUGCACGUCCCAUGUUAGCAAACAAAGAAGAGAACACGGAGGAUCCGAAUGGGGACGCAGGACAACCAGAACCAUAUGGCCACGAUGGGCUCCAUGGACGAGGGGACAGCAGCCCCGCAAAUGGCCUCAGAGGGCAAGUCAGCAUUCUUGACAACACUGGCACAGCAAAUGGGAGCCAUGUUAAUGGGGUUACUGAUAAGAAUUCAAAAAACGAGGAUGUUGGAAAUGCAAGUCAGAGUGAGAAUGCCACUGUGGUCCCGGAAGAUAGAUAUCAAGUAGCUGGAAGCAAUAACAGUAUAGGUCAUGAAGAUGAAAUAAAUGGGAAUUUCUGUAGAAAUGGGGGAGAUGUAAGUGAAACAACACCUCCAGGAGAAGGUGAGAUAAAUGGGAAUGAAGAGACAGGGGUAACAUCUGGGGGAAGUGGAGCUGGCAAUAGAGAAUUUGCUGGCCUGGAUAAUUCUGAUGGCAGUCCCAGUGGGAAUGGAGCAGAUGAAGAGGAAGACAAGGGCUCUGGGGACGAUGAAGGUGAAGAAACGGGGAAUGGAGAGAGGACUGCUGAUACCAGCAAGGGCCAGGAGAAUCCGAGUCAUGGAGAGGAGGAGGCGGAGGAGGAGGACGACGACCAUAGCUUAGGUCAAAAUUCAAUUAGUAGUGAAGAUGAGGGCCCUGGGCACAAAGAAGCUGCCCAUGCCACUGACGGAGACAACACCUCCAAGAGUGAGGAAGAUUCUGACAAUAUUCCAGGAGAAAGCCGUAGCCAAAGGAUAGAGGACACCCAGAAACCCAAUCAGAGAGAAACCAAAGCUGUGGCAAAUGGAGUCACUGCAAUAUCAGAGCCCCUUGCUAUUGGGAAGAGCCAAGAUAAGGGAAUAGAAAUUGCAGCUCCCCGCAGUGGCAACAGAAGCAAUAUCACCAAAGAGGCUGGGAAAGUCAGUGAAGACAGAGAGAGUAAAGGCCAACAUGGAAUGAUUGUGGGCAAAGGAAGUGUCAAGACACAAGGCGAGGCUGACAUCAUGCAAAGACCUGGCCCCAAAUCAGAACCCGGAAAUAAGCCUGGACCCAGCAAAACACAUAGCGACAGUAACAGUGAAGGAUACGACAGUUAUGAGUUUGAUGGUAAAUCCAUGCAAGGAGAUGAUCCCAACAGCAGUGAGGAGUCUAAUGGCAGUGAUGAUGCCAAUUCUGAAGGUGAUAAUAACCACAGUAGCCGAGGAGAUACUUCUUAUAACUCUGAUGAAUCAGAUGAUAAUGGCAAUGACAGUGACUCCAAAGAAGAAGCUGAGGAGGAUAACACAUCAGAUGCGAAUGAUAGUGACAGUGAUGGCAAUGGUGACAAUGGGAGCGAUGACAGUGGCAAAUCAGGCAGCAGCAAAGCUGAAUCAGAGAGCAGCCAGAGCAGUGAGAGCAGUGAGAGCGACAGCAGCGACAGCAGCGACAGCAGUGAGAGCAAUGACAGUAGUGAGAGUAGUGACAGCAGUGACAGCAAAUCAGAUAGUAGUGAAAGCAGUGACAGUAGUGACAGCAGUGACAGCAGCGACAGUAGUGACAGCAGUGACAGCAAAUCAGACAGCAGUGACAGCAGUGAUAGCAGUGACAGUAGUGACAGCAGUGACAGCAGCGACAGUAGUGACAGCAGUGACAGCAAAUCAGACAGCAGUGACAGCAAAUCAGACAGCAGCGACAGCAGUGACAGCAGCGACAGCAGUGACAGUAGUGACAGCAGUGAUAGUAGUGACAGCAAAUCAGACAGCAGUGACAGCAGCGAUAGCAGUGAGAGCAAAUCAGACAGCAGCGACAGCAGUGACAGCAGUGAUAGCAAGUCAGACAGUAGUGACAGCAGUGACAGCAGCGACAGCAGUGACAGCAAAUCAGACAGUAGUGACAGCAGUGAUAGCAGUGACAGCAAAUCGGACAGUAGUGACAGCAGUGAUAGCAGCGACAGCAGUGAUAGCAGCGACAGCAGUGACAGCAAAUCAGACAGUAGUGACAGCAGUGACAGCAAAUCGGACAGUAGUGACAGCAGUGAUAGCAGCGACAGCAAUGACAGCAAAUCAGACAGUAGUAAUAGCAGUGAUAGCAGUGACAGCAGUGAUAGCAGCGACAGCAGUGACAGCAAAUCAGACAGUAGUGACAGCAGUGACAGCAAAUCAGACAGUAGUGACAGCAGUGACAGCAGCGACAGCAGCGACAGCAAAUCAGACAGUGACAGCAGUGAUAGCAGUGACAGCAGUGAUAGCAGCGACAGCAGUGACAGCAGUGACAGCAAAUCAGACAGUAGUGAUAGCAGUGAUAGCAGUGACAGCGACAGCAAAUCAGACAGUAGUGACAGCAGUGACAGCAAAUCAGACAGUGACAGUAGUGACAGCAGUGACAGCAGUGACAGCAGUGACAGUGACAGCAGUGACAGCAAAUCAGACAGUAGUGACAGCAGUGACAGCAGCGACAGUAGUGAUAGCAGUGACAGUAGUGACAGCAGCGACAAUGACAGCAGUGACAGCAGUGAUAGUGACAGUAGUGACGACAGUAACAGUAGUGAUAGCAGUGACAGUGACAGCAGCGAUGGCAGUGACAGUAGUGACAGCAGUGACAGUGACAGUAAUGACAGCAGUGACAGCAGUGACAGUAGUGACAGCAGUGACAGUAGUGACAGCAGUGACAGUGCAUCUGACAGUAGCGAUGAAGGUGACAGCAAGAGCAAGGCUGGUAAUGGCGACAACAAUGGAAGUGAUAGCGACAGUAGCAGUGACAGUGAAGGCAGUGACAGCAAUCACUCAACCAGUGAUGAUUAGAACUAAGGAAAAACUCACAAGGCUCCUUUUGUGAAAAGUCUGGUGGGUAAUUAAUAGGAAAUAAAGAUCCAGGAUGUAAAGAAAGGAGAGAAGCAAAGAGAAGACACAUACACAACCACACAUUCACAGAUACACGGAGAUAGUCAAAUUGUCAGAUUCAGAACCAAGUCUCAACACCCUCAGAGGGAGAAUCUGACUGUGUACGUGCAUGUUAAAUAUAUUCUAAAAGGAUUUCUUUAAAAGUGUAAAUGUAAACACAGAAGAACAAAUAAAAUAUUCUUUAAUACUUUACACAGAAAACCUCAAGUAAUCCUCUACUAAGUAACUUCGAUUUUAAUGCCAAGUGCUUUAGAGAAGGUAGCAAGUAAAACUGUCUUAUAAACAACCUAUGGCACUGCCUUAAUCUUUCAGUAAUUACCUAUUAUGAAUAGAUGGUCUGCUUACCUGCUGAGUAAAGGAUGCUGUUACCAUUAUCUCCAGCUUGGCUACGAUUCAUUUGCUUGUUCUAAGGAAGAAAUACACCUCUAACAGGAAAAAAGUCACAGCAAUGAUUUAACUACAUGGACCAUGGGAAUAAUCCUUGUAAUUAGUGAAUAGAGUAAUUACAAAUUAUGGAAAUUCUGAGGCUCCCUUCUCACUAUGAAUCUCUUUAAUAAAGCCAACAGUUGCUGGUGGGUAAUGAUUUACAAACUACUCUUUUUUUAUUUGAGUCAUAUAUGCAGCUAAAAUCUGAACAUGGGUUCUUCAGAUUUUUGCCUGAAUGACGGUAGUUCUUCUUUCUGAGAUGAAGUCCUAACCUUAGAACGUGAGGGUCUUAAAAGUGUGUGAGCCUGGAGUGUAAUAUUUAAUAGAAUGGGGAUAAAAUGUAUCACCCAAACUAGGAUACCCUUGAGAGUGAAAGGGGUGUCAUGAAUAGUUACUCAGGGACAGGAGGUGUAAAUCUGACUUGUCUGGGGACUCUGGGAGAUACAGUGACAGUGGCUAUCAACUUCUGGGGUAUUAGUCAACAUUUAGCAGUGAUGAUUUAUAAUUUCUCUCUUUUUUCACUUAGGUAAUUAUCUUAGAUUUGUUCUAAUUUAAAGGUAAAAUUCUAUAUGGUGAAGUUUUUUGUUUGUUUGUUUUGUUUUGUUUUUGUCUUUCUAGGGCCACACCUGCAGCAUAUGGAGGUUCCCAGGCCAGAGGGGUCGAAUCAGAGCUAUAGCUGCAAGCCUAUGCCACAGCCACCACAACACCAGAUCUGAGCUGCGUCUGUGACCUACACCACGGCUUAGUACAACACUGGAUCCUUAACUCCCUAAGAGAGGUCAGGGAUUGAACCUGUAACCUCAUGGUUCCUAGUCAGAUUCGUUUCCGCUGCACCACGAUGGGAACUCCCCAUGAAUGAAACAUUUUUACUGUUUAUUUUCAACCAGUCAUUUAUGACAAUUUAUGUUCUAAUAUUAGGCAUAUUUUACACAAAGAGUUUCAGUAGGCUUCUUUUUUUUGCCUCCUUCUUCCUUUAUGCAAGAGACCAAUAUUGCAAGUACUAUUUCUAAAGGCUUUAAAAAUACUUCUUUUUAUAAACUACUUGGUGGCUCAUAAUAAUAUAAACACAAUCUAUAUAUCACAAUCACAUAAAUGACUCCAAAUUUCUUUCUUUAAUCUUUCAGUAAUUAUAUAUGCUCUAGAUUUUUAACUCCUUUAGGCUUCAGGGUUUUUUGUUUUCAUUUUCCCAUUUAUAAACUGUGGCUUCUAGGAACUGUCCCCCUAUUUCAAAAGGUUGUCGUGAGCACUAUGUCAGGCAAUGGAUGUGAAACUCUUUGUAAAUUAUAUGACAUGUAAAUUAGAGAGAUAAUUUUGGUGCUAUAAUAAACAUCUGUUUAUAUGACUUUUUCAA
This is a messenger RNA of Sus scrofa (pig), 5524 nucleotides long. NCBI's taxonomy places the organism in Eukaryota, Metazoa, Chordata, Mammalia, Artiodactyla, Suidae. The record is from RefSeq and is a predicted model, not a curated record.